Messenger RNA from Medioppia subpectinata, 521 nucleotides. NCBI's taxonomy places the organism in Eukaryota, Metazoa, Arthropoda, Arachnida, Sarcoptiformes, Oppiidae. The record is from the annotation of a GenBank genome assembly.
AAUAGCAUUGAAUUGAAUGCAAAACACAAAUGAAUUGAUAUUUAAAUUGUGUUUUCAUUUCACUUCACAAUUGAUUUAAUGCCACGAAAAGCAUGUUUUCAUUGUCUCACGGAUUGUCACAACAGUUGGUCCGCACCGUUGGCCGCCUUCGCAGCCAUCAUCUGAAGCAUAAAUGGCACGCAUUUGUGAUCACCAAUCGGUGGCCACCGAAACCAUGUCUGGAGCUGUCGUCGGUGGCGCUGAUGGCAACGGAUCCGUCGCCCAAACCACGCGUCGCCUACAAACCCAUCGACACUCACAUCACCGCAAACGUAGCCAAAGAACUGCCCAACGAUUACAAUAAAGUGUGGACAUUUCCCAACAUAUUAUGUAUGACACGAAUCGCAUUCACGCCAGUCAUCGGGUAUCUCGUGAUCGGACAGCACUUCACGACAGCCCUAACGCUGUGCGCCAUCGGUUCCGUCACCGACCUCUUGGACGGCUAUUACGCCCGUAAAUACAAUUGUGUCACUAAAUUGGGC